Paramecium octaurelia is the source of this 2165-nucleotide messenger RNA. The record is from the annotation of a GenBank genome assembly. NCBI's taxonomy places the organism in Eukaryota, Ciliophora, Oligohymenophorea, Peniculida, Parameciidae.
AUGUUAAGCAAUCUACUAAAGAAAGCUGAUUUGUUGGUUGAUCCUUACGAAUUUAACAUUUCUCAUAAAUAGAAAUCCUUAACUCCAAUAGGUUCUAAGAUAAAUUAAUUUAUAGGCGGAUUCCUGAGUAUAUUGCUAUUAGUUUUCACAUCCUUUUAUAUUAUAGGUGUCUUUUAAAGAAGCAUCUAAAAUUAAACAGCCAUUUAUGCAGGUUCUCAAAGUGAUCAAAAUGCUGAAUUUGUUUUAAGUAAUGAUAACACAAUAUUUUCACUUGAAAUUUCAACAUUAAAUGGGACAAUUUUGAAUAAUAAUACAGAUGUUAAGGAGUACUAUAAAAUUAUAUCCAUUAAUUUAGUUAUUUCACAUUAAAUGCUUAAUAUAUAUAGUAAUAAAGAGUGGAAGGAAAGAUAGGAUUUACUAGAAAUUACAGUCAAUUAAAUUAAACAAAAUGUUCCGAAGAAUCCAUCUCAAAAUUCAAUUUCAACUCUGCCUCUAUGACUGAAGAAUAGUAAAAGAACUUAAUUUGUUUUAAUGGCGAUUUCACUCUAUAAGGCUAAUUCUAUGAGCCUUAUUUUGCUUACAUAAAAUUGACAGUGAGUGUCUGUAAUAAUCACACAAGCAAUUCAUGCAAAUCAGCUAAGGAAAUUGAAGAUUUUAUAAACAAAGGGUAAUAAUUGAAUAAUCAGUAGAGUCAAUGUGGAUAUGUUCAUUAGAGGAUCUAAGAUUAAACAAUCUCUUAAUUACACAAAUCCGGCGGAUAUCUUUUCUACAAACAUAUUUUGGAGAUUAACUACAGGCAUUGGAGAUAAUGAAGAUAUUUACAUGCAGCCUUUAUAAAUGGACUUAAGUAUCUAUUGAAUUGUGACAUAGGAAAAAUUCUGUUUUUCAGUGAUUUGUUUAAUAUUGAAGAUACUGAAACACUUUACAAUAGUUCUGUAGUUUAGAGAUAAGAAAGAAGAUAAGAACCAAUAACAAUAAGUUCUGGAGCAUCACUGUGUACAUUUUAUUUAAGGUAAGAGUGAAUUGCAUAAUUUAAUUAGAGCAUCUUCUGACACAUCUUAUUAUUUUGUUAAUCAAUAGGAUCUUCCAUCAAUAAUCUUAUCAGCUGUAUCUGAAGCCACUGCUCUAUGUCUAGCUGUAAUGCAAACCAUAAAAAUAGUUUAUAAGUAUUACAAUCAGCAUAAGACAUUUGAAAUUUUAAUGAAUUCUGUUUUUAAAUUUGAUUUCAAAGCCGUGUAACAAAGAAAACAAACUCAUAUUCAUUAAUCAUAGAUUCCUAAAAGAUCGAACUCUGUAGAUAGCAAAAAUUCGAAAAUUUAAUUACAACAGGUAUUAUCCAUUAGUAAUAUUUAGAUUUUAGAUUAUACGAUAAAUUAUUCAUUUCAUAAAUUUCUUCUUUAUUAGAUCAGAAGGUUGAUAAAAACUAUUUUUGGAUAGUGCAUCCGUUUAUCAGAUGAAAAAGAGCUAGUUAUUUCUUAGAUAGCUAAAUCUAAGAUAGAACUUGAUUUAGAUCUGACAAAUAUUCUUAAAAAACUUUAUGAGAUUGAUUGUUUGAAGUUGUUCUUAUUUGAUGAUGAUUAAUUGGUGUUGUUCAAUACUUUUAGUUCUCCUGUGUUUUAAGACCAUAUGUCAGACCAAAAAGAACUAUUUGAUAUUUUGAGAGCUAAUGCCAAAUAAGUGAGAUCAAUAAAUCCACUCUAGUAGCCUAACGCUUAACUGAAUCUCGAUAACUAGAAUCUAUAUUAAUAUGCUGCAACAUCAACAAGUAAUGUAGUUUUGUAGAUGUAGUUCCGAUAAAUGUACGACUAGCUAAAUUGGCAAGGUUUUUCAAAGCUUAAUUAGGGGCUGAAAAUGCAGAAGAUUUGGUAGAAAACUUUUAAAAAGUAACUCAGAAUAAGAACUAUAAUUGGCAAACAAACAAAUAAUUAAUGCAAUUUGCUAUGCAGAAUUAGAGUUUGUUUCGUUUGGUUCAAAAGAAUUAUUUUACAGAGGAUGUUGGACAAAAUUAAGAUUAAUUGAAAUAAUCAGAAUAAAAUUUUAAGUUAGAAGUACCAGAUGAAUUUGAUGAGGCUAAGAACAACUCUGAAGCCAUUGGUAGCAAAGAAUCUUUUAAAGAUUUAGAUAUUAAUUAAUCCCCUGAUAGUUUUUAGAAUAGGUUACAAUGA